CGUGGAAAAUAUAGCACGGGAUAAGUACAGAAGUGAGAGAGCUACCACAACAACACUACCAGCAGGUGCCAUGUUGUGUUUGAUGUGUAGGUGAGGAGCGCUGGAGCUUUGGUAAUGUAGUUCCCGUGUUCCUACUCCCCAUCGUGAACUGAACUACCAGUCAAAAUGCAAACGACUACAACUCCCAACCAAUCACGCACAAAUCCAGGAAGUCAGGUUUUUCAAGCCGGUUUCUAUAUCGUUACCAACAUAAAACAGAAUGGCAAAGCGGUUUACAUGUGUUGAAUGCAAUAAGGACGCGCACGAGCUUCACAGAGAUUACAAAAAUGGGAUCUUGAAGAUAACCAUAUGUGGAUCCUGCCAAAAGCCUGUAGACAAGUAUAUUGAAUAUGAUCCAGUCAUUAUUCUGAUUGAUGCCAUUUUAUGCAAAACUCAAGCAUUCAGACACAUUCUGUUCAACACUACAUUGAACAUUCACUGGAAGCUGUGUGUGUUUUGCCUGCUGUGUGAGGCCUACCUGAGGUGGUCACAACUUCAGGGAUCUGAACAGAGCAAUGACCCUGCAGACAUCAUUAGAUACACCAAGGAAUGGGAUUUCUAUGGCAUGUUUGGGGUGGCAGCUCUUGAAUUGGGUGCGUUCUCUGUCGGAGUGCUGUCCUUCCUGUGGCUGGUGCAGUGGUUGCUUGGCUUUGACUUUGAACUGAGCUUACUGCUGAAAGCCCUCCUGCUGUCCAGCUAUGGCAAAGUCCUGCUCAUCCCUGCAGUCAUAUGGGAGCAUGACUACUCCCCACUCUGCUUCAGCCUCAUCAAGCUGUUUGUGCUCACGUCCAACUCUCAAGCCAUAAGAGUCAUUCUAAACUGCAGCAGAAGGCUCUCCCUGAUGGCUGUGUGUGUGGGUCUGCUGUUAGAAACGUGCGUAGCCCAGGCGUUGCAGACGCUUCCAUGGAGCAUACAGGACUUCCUGCCGUUCCAGUGACCUGUUUCAGGCCAGUCCUGAAGAACACACUGUUACAAUGGCACCUAUUAUACCCUGGACCAGAGUGGUGAGGAGAAACUGGCAGUGCUGUGUGGAGUGUGCCUAGUGAUAUACAGUGAUUUCCAAAAGUAUUUGGGCAGUGACAGUUUUUUUUUACAACACUUUGGAUUUUAAAUUAUACAAUGACUGAUGUUAAAGGCCCAGUGCAGUGAAAAAUGAUUUUUUUCUUCAUAUUGUACAACAGCUGAUGAAACUGACACUGUAAUAAUGUAAACAAUGUUAUCAGUGUUAUUUCCUGAUUUGUUUCUGGUUGAAAAUAAAAAUCUGCACAUGACCUUCUAAAUCAGCAGGUUUGCAUGAGCGGGAGCUUUGGCUUGCCUGGUGACAUCAGCAGGUGGUAAUUGGUUAAUAAACCAACAACAAAGAAUUCCAAACAUAUCUGCCAAUAACAGCUAGUUUUCAGUUUUCUCUUCCCUACUCAGACCACUCCCAGAUAGUUCUAGCAAAAUUCCUGCUUGAUAAAUAUUUGUUUGCUAAAAAAAAACUAUUUUUGUUCAUUUUGAUGGAAAACUAAUAUAGUAAGGUACCUAAUUGUUACCCAGAAAUUAUUUGAUCUUGUUAUAAAAAAUAGUUGCAUUGGGCCUUUAAAGUUAAGACUGUCGGCUUUAAUUUGAGGCCAUAUUCAUUCAUAUCAGUUGAACCGUUCAGAAAUUGCAUAACUUUUUGUACAUUGUGCCCCCAUUUUAGGAAACCAAAAGUAUUUGGACAAAUUCACUUAUGUGUAUUAAGGUAUUCAAAACUUUAGUAGUUGUUCCCAUAUUCCUAGCAUGAAAUGACUACAUCAAGCUUGUGACUCUACCAACUUGUUGGAUACAUUUGCAGUUUGUUUUGGUUGUGUUUCAGAUUAUUUUGUACCUAAUAGAAAUGAAUGGUAAAUAACGUAUUGUGUCAUUUUGGAGUCACUUUUAUUGUAAAUAAGAAUAUAAUAUGUUUCGGAACAGUUCUACAUUAAUGUGGAUGCUACCAUGAUUAUGGAAAUCUUCAUUGUAAUUAAUCGUAAAUAAUGAUGAAUGAGAGUUACAGAAGAACAAAUAUCAUACCCCCCAAGACAUGCUAACCUCUGACCAUUACAAUAACAGGGCAGGUUAGCAUUUUUUGGGGGGGUAUGAUAUUUAUGCCUCUAACUUUCUCAAUAAUCAUUAUUUACGAUUCAUUCAGGAUUAUCUGUAAUCAUGGUAGCAUCCACAUCAAUGUAGAAGUGUUUAGAAACAAUAAUAAUGACUCCAAAAUGACACAAUACAUUGUUUACCAUUCAUUUCUAUUGAAGCACAACCAAAACAAACUGCAAAUGCAUCCAACAAGUUUGUAGAGUCACAAGCUAGAUGUAGUUAGUCAUUCAGUGCUAGGAAUAUUGUACCAAAUACUAAACUGCUGAUACACAUAUAAGUGAAUUUGUCCAAAUACAUUGGUUCCCUAAAAGGGAGGGACUAUGUACAAAAAGUGGUGUAAUUUCUAAACGGUUCACCCAAAACAUUUAUAAUAAUCAAAUAAAAAAAACUGAUAGCCUAAACUGCACUUUAACCUCAUAGUCAAUGUAUCAUUUCAAAUCCAAAGUGCUGGAGUACAGAGCCAAAACAACAAAACUGUGUCACUGUCCAAACACUUCUAGGCAAAUACUGACACUGUGGACCUGACAACAACCUCUCUGUUGGGAUUGGAGUUACUGAGGACACGGGACAUUCCUGAGGCUAUAUGUGAAAAAUACCUACCAUUAUAGAAAGCAAGGUAGCACAUAGUGAAUGUAUUCUUAAUUCCAUGCAAUGCCAAAAACCACAAGCUGUGUAUAAACAAAACAUACUUUGAUAUGGAACAGGUGUGUGUUACAGAAAGAACUUGCAUUGAUGGGCUUUACAGUAAUCACAUGUAUUGUCUUAAAUUGUUUUGAAUUUAAGCUGUAAAAAAGAGCAAUACUCUCUUGGUGAUCAAGCCUAUAUGAUUAAGACUAGGAACCGUGGAAUGAUAAGCAUUUGACACACAUGCUCACAGAGGCUGGCUUUAUGUGCUAAGGCCCCUUGAGACCUUCUAAUCGGUUAUGUAGUGCAUAGCCAGAUAUCAGUCUGCAUAUUUCCUGACCAAAGCCAGCUGCUUUGUUAGUAUUUCUUAACUGUAUAAAGCACACAAAUCUGUCCACUGGAAAUGCUGUUGUUGUAUGCAGACAGAGCCUUAAGUCAGUGUGAAUAAAAGUAUAUUUUUGAUAACGCA
This is a messenger RNA of Salvelinus fontinalis (brook trout), 3238 nucleotides long. Its product is annotated as protein ARV1-like. Gene Ontology annotation, cellular component: Golgi apparatus; cortical endoplasmic reticulum. The transcript is spliced from 5 exons. Gene Ontology annotation, biological process: regulation of plasma membrane sterol distribution; sphingolipid metabolic process; intracellular sterol transport. Lineage: Eukaryota; Metazoa; Chordata; Actinopteri; Salmoniformes; Salmonidae. The coding region runs from base 260 to 976 and encodes 238 amino acids. The record is from RefSeq and is a predicted model, not a curated record.